AUGUUCAGUACCGCCCCGAGGGGUUCGUAUAUUGAUGAGCGCAUCUGCAGGACCUAUUGCAAGCAUGUGCUGCUCGCCAAUUGGCAGGAAUUGCGUCUGGGCAGUCAAGAGUUGAAUAAUUGCGUGACGCCAGGACUGAACCGAGUGGAUGCCUGCAUACGGCACAAAUCAGAGGCACAGGUUAGCUACGUGCCACCUCAUAAGCUGGAGGAGCCCGGUCAAACGAAGCGGCAAUUUCUGGGGGCGCGCAACGAAUCGCUGCACAACUUCAAAUGCAAUCGAUCGUCGCAAUUGUGCUUCAAGUUGGACGAGGACAUGGUCAACAAUUAUACAACCACAUACAACAUAAUGUUCGACAUUCUCCCCAAGCAGGCGAAAGAGAAGGCGAAGAUGCCCGAGAAUGCAUCCAUUGUGCCGAGCCGACCCGAACAACGGGAUCUGAUGCUCAGCUACGGCAAUCGCACCAAGACGGGCAGCCGCUGCCGGCUUAUGGCUGACAUGUACCUGGAUAAGUUGCAGCGCUUGCAAACAACUUAUGCGGCAGAAUAUGAACGGUAUGCAACGGGCUUAUCGGACAAAUAA
Molecule: messenger RNA, 582 nt
Organism: Drosophila mojavensis
Lineage: Eukaryota; Metazoa; Arthropoda; Insecta; Diptera; Drosophilidae
Exons: 1
Coding region: 1-582 (193 amino acids)
Source: RefSeq, a predicted model, not a curated record